AUGCUUUCUGUCGGAAUUAUCAGCGUAGAUGGCUUCGGUCUGAUUAUCUCCGGUCUCUCCGCUGCAAAUAUCUCAUUCUAUGUACAGACCGGUGCCGAAAUUCACUGGCGACAAGCGCAUUGGUUCCAUCGGGACGCGGCCUCUAUCAAAACACUAUUGACGGGAUUGACUGGGCUUGUUAUCGGAGAAAUAAUUUUCACCAUCGCGGCCUACGUAUUGACACCCUACAUCUACAACUUCGUUCACGCCGGAGUAUCGGUAUUCCAAUAUCUUUUUGCUCCGCUUUUCAGCAAAUAUUGGAAAUGGAAAGGGUCGAAGUCCGACAACAAUCCCUACGAGCAGGUGGCAAUAAAAGACUGGGAUGAGGAGAGCAAUGUCCCCGAGACAGAAAGCAUGUUAGGGCUUCAAAGUCCCGGCCCGGCACCCGGCCAACCCACCAAAACAGGCACUACGAAAAAAGUGAUUAGCAUCUUUGUAGCCUCGGCUGCUACAUACGUCCUUACUUUGUGCGUUAUUCGCCCUUAUGACGCCGCUUACGACUUCCUUUCUCAAACUGUCGUUAUUACACCAUUUGUGAAACCUCCAACUCGCACCUUAACCUCUUCUUUCUACCUUCCUGAUCUACCUGGGGACUACAGCUGGCUGUACAACCAUACCGCGAUUGGACCAACCUCCAAAUACGACUGGAUGCCAGUUGAAAAGACACCUGGUUUCAGAGAUUGGUAUGAAGGUUUCAACGGCAGCGUACCACAACAUUAUGAUCCCAAUCUAGAUCCCAUUCAUCUCUCAAACCUGGACGCGGAUAUCAUCGAGCCUCUGCGCGAGACACUGAAAGAUGGCAAGAUCAAGAUAAAGCACGUCUUCUUGUUCAAGCUGGAAAGUACCCGUUCCGAUGUCUUCCCAGUCAAGAAAGACGGCCAUAUCGCCGACAUAAUCAGGAAGUCCUAUUCCGGUGAAAUUCCCGACGAAGUCGAAGACAGACUCGCCAACUUAACUCGAAACGCAGAAAUACUCACCGGUGUUCCAUCUGGAUUUGAUCAACACGAUUUCAAUCCCCGCGGUGGACUCUACGCAUCAGACGCAUACACAGGAGGUACUUUCACACUGAAAAGUAUCGUCGCUAGUGUCUGUGGUGCGAACCCUCUAGUCGUGGACUUCAACCGCGAAUUCUUCCAUCACAUCUACCAACCAUGCAUGCCUCAUAUCUUCAAUACACUCAACAAGCUCUCGCCCGCUCUACCGAAGAACUCGACAAAGUCAACGGAUUCUAAAGACUUCAAGUCUUGGCCCUGGCGCUCGACAAUGAUGCAAAGUAUCACAGAUGACUACGAUAAUCAAGACCGACUCACGCCAGCCAUGGGAUUCGAUGAUAAAGUCACCGAUAAGACGAUAACAAAGGACUUUAAAAAGAAGCCGGGUCCUAAUCCUGAGAAGUACAAUUUCUGGGGCUACGAAGAACACAAGCUCCGCGAGUAUUUCCUUGAUGCGCUCAUUCAAGCCGAGAAGAAGCAUGAGCGCGUUUUCUUAACCCAUUUGACGGGACAAACGCAUCAUCCUUGGAAAAUGCCUAUAGGCGAGGAAUACGAGGCACUCAUUGCCUCGGGCCUCUGGAACAAGAAUGAUAAAGUCAAUCGGUACCUCAACACAAUUGGGGUCAACGAUAAAUGGCUCGGAGAAGUAAUGGAUCUUCUCAAUGAAGCUGGGGUUGCGGAUGAGACUCUCGUCGUCAUGGUCGGCGAUCACGGCAUCUCCCUCCUCGAAGACGGCGGCGUAACACCAAACGACAACCCCCACGUCAAAAACUUCCACGUCCCCCUAGUCUUCUCCCAUCCCUCCCUCCCCCCAAUAACCCUGAACAACCGAAUCUCAUCCCUCCAAAUUCUCCCUACAAUCCUCGACCUCCUAGUACAAUCAUCAUCUCUAGACGCUCCCUCCGCAAAGGCAAUCCAAGACCUCCUGCCCCUCUACGAAGGACAAUCCAUGAUCCGAGAACCCGUCCCCGAAGCUGAAGGAAAACAAGACUGGCAAUUCACCGUCAUGAACACGGGCGGAACAUGGCUUGCGCUUCGCUCAGCUGCGAAGCCAUAUAGACUUGUUGUGCCUCUUGUUCCGGAUGUGGAGUGGAGGUUUUCAGACGUUAGUAGUGAUCCUAUUGAGGAGAGGACGCUGCAGUCAUUUAAUCUUAAGCCGCUUUUGAAAGAUGUGGGGAAUGUUCAUGGAGAAGCGGCUGCAGAGUGGGUUGGUGAGGCGGCGCAUGUUGCGCAGUGGUGGGUUGCUGAGAAUUGGAGGAGGUGGGAGUAUUUACCUGAGAAUUAA
This is a messenger RNA of Penicillium angulare, 2316 nucleotides long. RefSeq lists its product as uncharacterized. The transcript has 3 exons. The record is from RefSeq and is a predicted model, not a curated record. Bases 1 to 2316 code for a protein of 771 amino acids. Lineage: Eukaryota; Fungi; Ascomycota; Eurotiomycetes; Eurotiales; Aspergillaceae.